Molecule: messenger RNA, 849 nt
Organism: Drosophila simulans
Lineage: Eukaryota; Metazoa; Arthropoda; Insecta; Diptera; Drosophilidae
Exons: 2
Coding region: 240-728 (162 amino acids)
Source: RefSeq, a predicted model, not a curated record
CGCCCCGGGCUGAAAACAGCUCGAUUUCAGUUGGAUUUCAGCAGCGGAGCAGACCAGUCGGUUCGCGAUCAGUGCAAAUAAACAGAUCCACGUGCCGAGCAUAGAAACUAGCCAGUGAAUACAUCACCAGAUCGGCAAUAAAACACGCAGUGACUGAUAAGAGUGCAGGCAAUAAAAUAAAAACAAAUCAGAUAGACAAAAUACGGCACUACGGAUACAGGCAUUUCUAAACAGCCAAGAUGAUGUCACAUACUGUGAGGGUCUUCAAGAUGAUGUACAUUGUGGCGGGCAUCCUCAUCAGCAAUGCGGAGAUCUGCGACACAGUGGACCGCAUCCAAAUAGCGCCACGCGUCGACCUCAAGCCGGAAUACGAUCAGAAGUACUUGACCUCCGGAGGCAAUAGCCCCGGCUCCCGAUCCCGCACCCACUCUCGACAGAAUUCCGGAAGCGGGUCCGGGUCGGAGGAAGGAUCCCCCACCAAGCGGCGGAGAGUCAGCGUUUCCGGUAUCGCGGGGGGCGUGGUCAGGGGCGUCACUAGCCAGGUCACCAAGAGAGUGGGCCACCGCUUCGUCUGGCUAUCCGACAUCCGGCUCAUCCUCCGGCAAUGGCGACUCCUGGCCCUCAGCUUCAACCUCUGGACCAUUCCCAACUUCUUGGUGCAGUGCCUCACCAGCUACAUGAGCAAGAAGCUGCUCAUCAAUAGCGACUGUGAUAUGAUCUACAAGUAGGAUUAGGAUAUGGGAUAUUGAGUAGUAGGACAGCGCACCGAGAGGUUGCAAUUUAUUGUUACUUUAGUUUUUACAUAGCUUUAAGAUCUGAAUAAACAACUGCUAGACAUAGAUAAAGAUA